CGCAGCGCGCACGGCGGCGGAAUCUGUGCGACGAACGCGCGCACGUCGGCCGUUUCGAGUCUUCGAGACGUGAACCGAAGACGACGCCCCGCGGGCGGUGUGCCGCGUUGACGUCGAAGCGCUUUGUCGGAGAGAAAAUCAUCUUCUUCACGCGCUUUAACAACCGGGCGGAUCUGCGGCGCGCGCGGACGUGAGAACGCGCGCGCUUCUCCGCGACGGUCGUGAUGACGUACGAUGACGCGCUGGACACGAUGUUCAUCAUCUACGGCGCCUCCCUCGUGUUUUUCAUGCAAGCGGGGUUCUCCUUGCUCGAGGUCGGAAGCGUCUCCAUCCGCAACACGAAGAACAUCCUGUUCAAGAACCUCAUGGACGUCUCGUUCUCCACCGUGUGCUUCUACCUCGUCGGGUACGCGUUUCUCUACGGAGGGAACUCGUCCUUCAUCGGCGGCACCGCGUUCGCGCUGCAGUCCCGCGCGUUCCACGGCAGCGACCGCUCCGACGACGCGGAAGCGCUCCGAGGCGUGAACUACGCCAAGUUCGUGUACGCGUUCGCGUUCGCGGCGACGGCGACCACGAUCGUCUCCGGCGCCGUCGCGGAGAGGUUCCGAUUCAAAGCGUACGCCGUCUACGGCGCGUGCAUCACCGGUUUCAUCUACCCCGUGGUCGCGCACUGGGCGUGGAGCGACGAUGGGUGGGCGUCCGCGAUGAGGUCUAAGUCCAACGGCCUCCUGUUCUCCUCCGGGGUCGUGGACUACGCCGGGAGCGCGGUCGUGCACGUCACCGGCGGCCUCGCGGCGCUUCUCGCGUGCGUCGCUGUCGGCCCGCGCGUCGGGCGGUUCAACGGAAACCACCUCGUGGAGAUGCCGUAUCAGAGUCCGGUGUUCCAGACCCUCGGGACGUACAUCAUGUGGUUCUGCUGGUACGGCUUCAACUGCGUCGCUUCGACGUCGUUAUCCGGCGGUAAGGGGGUCUUAGCGGGGCGGUCCGCGGUGAACACGACCAUCGCCGCCGCGUUUGGCGGCGCGGUGACGAUGCUCAUGGACUCGUACGCGAAGCAUCAGAAGCUCGAACCGCGACGUAUGAACAACGGGAUCCUGUGCGGGCUCGUGUCCAUAUCCGGCAGCGCGGGUCUGAUCGAGCCGCACUACGCGGUGAUCGUCGGGUCGGUCGCCGGGAUCGUGUAUCCGACGGCUUCGAAAAUUUUACUUCACAAGUUCAAGGUGGACGACGUCGUGGACGCCGUGCCCGUGCACCUCGGCGGCGGCGUGUGGGGGCUCCUCGCCGCCUCGCUGUUCACGUCGUCUCGGGCGUACCUCACGAAGUACGACUCGUACGUCGACGACGGCGAGACCCCGUGCGGGUUGUUCAUGGGGUGCGCCAACUCGGGCGCGAUUCUCGGGUCGAAUUUCGUGUUUUUGCUCGCGCAAGUCUCGUGGGUCGUCGUCACGUGCUCGAUCGUGCUGUACGUCAUCAAACGACAGAUCGGUCUGCGGGUGAACCUGGACGACGAAGUCAAAGGCCUGGACCAGUCCCAGCACGGCGGAAGGUCGUACACGGAGUUCCAGACGACGGUGUUUAAGUUCAAGACGGCGAGCGGGGCGGAGCACUCGAUGGAGAUGCGCGUGAGAGCCGGCGACGCCGCGAAGUUUGCGAUGGCGCUGAGCGAAGUCAUGGAGGGCGCCGCGGGGGGCGUCGCGGACGUCGGUCCGGACGACAGCGUCAAAGGUGCGAAAAUAUCGCGGGUGUUCAUCAACAACCAGCCCGUCGAGAGCGAGUCCGAGAGCGACUACGGGAGUUCGCAACACUCGAAAGGAAGCCGCGGCGAGAGCCUGAGGGCGGCGAGCGUGUUCGCGCAGAUGGGGAUUCAACCCGUCCCCACGUCGUCCUCUGCGGGAGCGGGAGGGGACGUCGUCCUGAACAUGCCCCCGUCCGCGCUGAAGCCCGUGCGAGAGGAGUGGAGGUCCUCCCCGGACGAUUCGCCGAGCCGGGACGAGGCCGAGAUGAAGAAGAAGAAGAAGAGGGACAAGAGGUCGGACGGUCGGGGGCGCAACGGCGUCCCGCUCGACCCGUUCGCGGACGCUCAGAACGCGGUGUGACACGCCGCGCGGUCCCGGCGUGUUAUCCGCGACCUUCCAGCAUCCAAACUAUCAACGGCUCCGCAGAUGGGGGCAAGUAGACCUUCCCCCGCAUUUGUCGCUCAGAACGCGGUGUAUUAAGCCGCGCGCGGUCCCGGCGUAUUAUCCGAGACCAUCCUGCAUUGAUGUGUGCGUUGUGUAUACGAUCCAUUCACACCUACUAU
This is a messenger RNA of Micromonas pusilla CCMP1545, 2299 nucleotides long. It is a transcript of the gene AMT3, whose product is annotated as ammonium transporter channel family. The record is from RefSeq and is a predicted model, not a curated record. Gene Ontology annotation, biological process: ammonium transmembrane transport; ammonium homeostasis. NCBI's taxonomy places the organism in Eukaryota, Viridiplantae, Chlorophyta, Mamiellophyceae, Mamiellales, Mamiellaceae. The coding region runs from base 225 to 2096 and encodes 623 amino acids. Gene Ontology annotation, molecular function: ammonium channel activity. Gene Ontology annotation, cellular component: plasma membrane. The transcript has 3 exons.